Guillardia theta CCMP2712 is the source of this 570-nucleotide messenger RNA. RefSeq lists its product as hypothetical. The transcript has a single exon. The annotation marks the transcript as partial. The record is from RefSeq and is a predicted model, not a curated record. NCBI's taxonomy places the organism in Eukaryota, Cryptophyceae, Pyrenomonadales, Geminigeraceae. Gene Ontology annotation, molecular function: protein binding.
UACGACAAGUCUGUGCUGGUGUUUGAAAGGUCUCUUGGCACUCUCAACGUGGAGUACUCGCAGGCCCUCGAGAGUCUCGCGGCCUCUUACCAAGGGGUCGGCGACCUCACCAAGGCUGCCGCCUCCUAUCAGAAGCUCCUGCCGGUGAAGGCCGAGAUGUCCUUCCUCGGCGGCAGCCUCGGCGACGUCACGUCAGCUCAGAACAACUUGGCGGCGAUCUUCGUGAAGCUGGGAGACCUCAAGGCCGCAGAGGUCCUCUACCGCAAGGCCGUCAGGCAUCGCGAGCACUACUACGGUCACUCCCACCCCACCGUAGCCAGAUCCCUGGAGAUGCUGGGGAACCUGCUGGCGGAGGUGGGAGAGCUGCAAGAAGCGACGUUGCUGCUGCAACGGGCGUUGAGUAUCCGCAACGAAGUGUUUGGCAAAGACGACGUGGAGUCGGCUGCCACGGUUCUGAACCUGAGCACGGUGCAGUGCCGACGGGGGCAGUACGUGUCAGGUCGCGACCUCUUCAAGAAGUGGCUGAGGAUCAUGCUGCAAGCUCUCGGCGCGAGUCACCCAACUUGCAUC